Molecule: messenger RNA, 1784 nt
Organism: Tilletiaria anomala UBC 951
Lineage: Eukaryota; Fungi; Basidiomycota; Exobasidiomycetes; Georgefischeriales; Tilletiariaceae
Product: putative isovaleryl-CoA dehydrogenase
Exons: 8
Coding region: 86-1348 (420 amino acids)
Biological process (GO): L-leucine catabolic process
Molecular function (GO): 3-methylbutanoyl-CoA dehydrogenase activity; flavin adenine dinucleotide binding
Source: RefSeq, a predicted model, not a curated record
CCUGCAUACACUUGUUUUUGUUCAUGCUGUUCUUGUCAACCAGUAUCUCAGCGGUCGUCUGCUUCUGCAACAUCGAAAAGCCAAAAUGAUGCGCAGGUUGUUUGCCGGCGCCGUCAGGCGCACUUCCUCUGCUCGCAGCUGUAGCCGCUCGCUCUUUCACUGUCAGCAAGCGCGUACGCUCACCUUCUACAACGCCGACGUUGCGGGGCUGACACAAGACCAGGCAGAACUUCGCGAUGCAGUUGCUCAGUUUUCAAAGGCAGAAAUUGAGCCCAGAGCGCAAGAGAUCGACCGUGAGAACCAGAGCCCCAUGGACCUCUGGACUAAAUUUGGAGAAAUGGGUCUGCUUGGCAUCACCGUGCCCGAAGAAUUUGGCGGUCUGGGCAAGGGUUAUUUGGAUCACACGAUUGUGAUGGAAGAAAUUUCGCGCGCUUCAGGAUCCGUUGCUCUUUCUUACGGUGCGCAUUCGAAUCUUUGCGUCAACCAGAUCAACAGGCAUGGCACCAAACAGCAAAAGGAAAAGUAUCUUCCAGAUCUCCUCUCGGGAAAAAAGGUUGGCGCUCUUGCAAUGAGCGAGCCAGGGAGCGGUAGCGACGUUGUUAGUAUGAGGACGACCGCUGCCAAGAAGGGCGACCGCUACAUCCUCAACGGUGGCAAAUUCUGGAUCACAAACGGACCGAUCGCGUCGACGUAUGUCAUUUACGCGAAAACUUCACCAGAGAAAGGGUCCAAGGGGAUUACAGCAUUCAUUGUUGAGCGCGACUCUCCAGGUUUUACAACCCAUCAAAAAUUGGACAAGGUCGGCAUGCGAGGCUCCGAUACCUGCGAACUGGUCUUUGAGAACGUAGAGGUACCAGAGGAGAACGUGCUUGGAAAGGUCGAUCGAGGAGCCGCAGUGCUCAUGUCUGGGCUCGACCUCGAGCGUCUGGUCCUCUCGGGUGGGCCUUUGGGGCUCAUGCAAGCUGCAUUUGAUUAUGCUACUGAUUACGUGCAUCAGCGCAAGCAAUUCGGGCAACGCGUCGGCGAGUUCCAGCUGAUGCAAGCGAAAAUUGCGGAUAUGUACACCAAGCUCGGCGCAUCUCGUUCCUACGUUUACGCAGUCGGCCGCGCGUGUGAUAAUGGCGCUAUCAGCAGGAGGGACUGCGCUGGUGCCAUUCUCUACUCAUCAGACCGUGCAGUCGAGGUGACCAUGGAUGCAAUGCAAUGUCUGGGAGGUAAUGGUUAUAUAAAUGAGUACCCAGUCGCGCGCAUGUUGCGAGACGCAAGGCUCUAUACCGUCGGCGCUGGUACGCAGGAGAUCAGAAGGAUGCUUAUCGGCCGAACGUUCAACGAAGAAUUGGCGGAUUGAACACGCAGGGUGCUUUGAUUAAAGGUUCAUUGUCGCUUGCGACGUAUGCUCACGGCUCCUGACCUCGUUGCCCCCAUCAAGCACCGGCGCAUUGGUGGAAUGCGGCGCGCGCCCAUGCCUUCUAGCAACGCACCGCUAUCAUUCCGAAACGUCGCAUUCAAAUAGCUAGGUUGAUGAAGGAGCCUAUUCUGGGCCAAACGCUACGAACGCCUCCUUUGGUAACCAGCCAUGACACUCACGGUUGUACUCUGAAAUGGGAUGCCGAUUCGCAUACACGCAUUCAUCGAGCGAGGCCCUGCGAGCCCUUCCAAGCCUUGAUGAUUGUUGUAUCCAGCGUGAUGCCCGAGGCACGAGGCCCGGGUACCGAGUACCGAGCUCCUGGGAUAUGUAGAGCGGGUGAGCGACAGGCGCCUGGCCUGGUCUGUCAACCAAUAAU